AUGUUUGGGAGUUCUUCCAGCGGUACGGGCCAACAGUCCAACUCGUUGUUUGGCCAGUCGGCAAACACAGGAGCCAAGCCAGGUGGGCUUUUCUCAUCUGGAGCAGCUCCAGCAGCUCCAGCAGCUGGAGGCUUCAGUUUCUCUCAACCGGGUGAGUCCAAACCGGCACCAUCUACGUUUUCGUUUGGAGCGAGUUCGACAGAUGCUGCCAAGCCCUCAUUUAGCUUUGGAGGUGCUUCAGCGGCCCCAACAGCAGCAGCGAGCACGAAUGCUUUUGGUGGUUCUUCAGGUGGAUUUUCUUUUGGGAGCAAACCGGCUGAACAGACCAAUGCUGCGAAGCCAGCUAGCACCUUCAGUUUUGGUGCUGCUCCAGCUACGUCGACUUUGGGUACAAAGCCAGCCGAGAACAAGCCUGCUUUUGGUUUUGGUGCCGGUGCAGCUACCGGAACGGCACCACCACCUGCUGGUUCUGGAUUUUCGUUUGGUGCCAAACCAGCAGAGGCCAGUGAAGCUCCCAAACCCUUCAGUUUUGGAGCCAAACCAGCAGAAAACAAGGAGGCCGCAAAGCCUUUCAGCUUUGGCGCUAAGCCAGAGGAAAAACCAGCCGGUUCAGGACUGAGUUUUGGCUCAUCUUUUGGUGCUUCUGCUGCUACCACUACUCCUGCUGCUCCUGCUGCUUCCACUAUUGCUGGUGCUCCGACCUCUGCUGCGCCUGCAGCCUCUGGAUUCAGCUUUGGAGCGGCUGCACCUGCUAAAAAUGAUGCACCCAAGCCUGGAUUCUCGUUUGGUGCUGCCAAGCCAGAAGAGAAGAAAGCAGAAGAUAAACCAAGUUUCAGCUUUGGUGCAAAGCCAGCUGAAACAAAUAAGCCAGCUGAUGCUAGCAAACCAUCGUUCUCGUUUGGGGCACCUGCUGCUGCUGUUGCUUCGAACCCAGAGGGGACAAAAGCUGCUCCGGGCUUCAGCUUUGGUGGUGCUUCUUCAACCACAGAGAAGAAGGCCGAACCUGCUGGCUUCUCUUUUGGUGCUGCGAAGCCCGAAGAGAAGAAGACUGAUGCCAAACCUGGGUUUAGUUUGGGUGGUGCCGCCCCAGCUGCAACCUCAGAGAAAAAAGACGAUAAACCAGGCUUCAGCUUUGGAGCUGCUAAGCCAGCAGAGAAAAAAGAUGGUGCACCGGGUUUCAGUUUUGGAAGUGCAGCCCCAGCUGUGUCUACAGAGAAGAAAGAUAGCCCAUCGGGCACUGAGGACAAGAAAGCAGAUGCCCAGAAAACAGAUAAAAAGGUGAGUUUCGAGACAGAUUCAAAGACAACCACAGGUGUCAAACCAGAAGAUGUGCAGCCGCAAAGUGUCUCAUUGAAGAACAGAACACUGGAAGAUCUGAUCACCAAAUGGACGAAUCAGCUCUCGUCAGCAACGAAGAUAUUCGAGACCUAUAGCGACAAGAUCAACCAAUGGGACAGAGUGCUGGUUUCGAGUGGAGAAAAGAUUUCCACCCUUUAUUCAGACUCUGUUUUAGCAGAAAGAACACAGCAGAAGAUUGACCAGAACUUGGUGUAUAUUGAAAAGCAGCAGGAUGAGCUGGAACAGCUUUUGGACGGAUACGAAAGAGAAGCCGAAAACUUGUUGUCGACGAUGUCGACUUCCAACGGAAGUUUCAAGUCGAGCAACGGAGUUGCUUUGAGCAAUGACCAGAUAAGAGAAAAGGCAUACCGCACAGCAGAAAUACUGGAGGAUAGAAUUGAGUCUUUGGGUACCAACUUCUCCUCGUUGAUUGAUGAGAUCAACGAUGUGAGUGCUACGUUCAACAAGACGCUUCUGGGUCCUUCUGCGAAUGGGUCAGGUGCCAAGAGCGCAAAUUCGGAAGAGAAUUCUCUUGAGGAUGUGUUGAGGCUGUUAAACUCGCAUCUGGAGAGUCUCAACUGGCUGGAGAAAAAUGAAGUUGCUCUCAGGGAAGAUGUUGAGAAGAUGAAGAAGGUUAUUUUGUAA
Molecule: messenger RNA, 1983 nt
Organism: Kuraishia capsulata CBS 1993
Lineage: Eukaryota; Fungi; Ascomycota; Pichiomycetes; Pichiales; Pichiaceae
Exons: 1
Coding region: 1-1983 (660 amino acids)
Biological process (GO): protein import into nucleus; RNA export from nucleus
Cellular component (GO): nuclear pore central transport channel; nuclear pore
Molecular function (GO): structural constituent of nuclear pore; phospholipid binding
Source: RefSeq, a predicted model, not a curated record